This is a messenger RNA of Linum trigynum, 3108 nucleotides long. NCBI's taxonomy places the organism in Eukaryota, Viridiplantae, Streptophyta, Magnoliopsida, Malpighiales, Linaceae. The record is from the annotation of a GenBank genome assembly.
UUCAAGAGUGAUGUGUCUGUUAUUUAAUUAAUUAGUAGAUAAAUCUCACAAACACACCUCUCUUGCCCUUCCUUUUCUUCCCCACCAUCAUUAUAAGAAAGCAGUAGCUGCUUGCUAGGGUUUGGAUCUUCGCCCUCUCACUACUGUGUUUCUUCUUUCUUUCUUUGUUUCCCUUUUUUUGCUUCAGCGGCAGCAGCAGGAUCAUCAAUGGCGGAGGAAAGUCUUCCUCCAGGGUUCAGAUUCCAUCCGACUGAUGACGAGCUCGUCUCCUUCUAUCUCACUCACAAGAUCGCCGACACGAGUUUCACUUGCAAAGCCAUUGUUGCUGUCGAUCUCAACAAGAACGAACCUUGGGAUCUCCCAGGGAAAGCGUCAAUGGGGGAGAAGGAAUGGUACUUCUUCAGCUUGAGAGACAGGAAGUACCCGACCGGUUUGCGAACCAACCGGGCAACGGAGGCUGGGUACUGGAAGACGACGGGGAAGGACAAGGAGAUCUUCUCUGCAACUUCGGGGGCUCUUGUGGGGAUGAAGAAAACCCUGGUUUUCUACAAAGGUAGAGCUCCAAGAGGGGAGAAGAGCAACUGGGUCAUGCAUGAGUAUCGGCUCGAGAACAAACAUCGAUACAAAUCCGUCAAGGAGGAAUGGGUGGUUUGUAGGAUAUUCCAGAAGACCUCAUCACUCAAGAAACCACAGCUGACAUCAUCAUCCCAACAAUCCUACGACGACACGAACUCCAUCGCCAACAACAACAACAACAUUGAUCACUUCGGAGACUUGGAAUUCUCCAACCUAAACGGCGGCGGCGGCGGCUACAACGACGACGUCGUCUCAGCUAACUACCACCACCACCACCACACCGCCAUCAACAUUCACGAUCUUCAUCACCAUAACAAUAACAAUACUCUCCUACACAUGAACCAAGCUCCGUCGUCGUCGUCGCUGCUGCUCAACUCAUCACUCCUCCCGUGGCCCGCUACCGCUUCUAACUUGCUCGGCGGCGCCUCCAACCUCGCCGUGAAUAACUUGCUUCUCAAGGCAAUGCAGCUAAGGAAUUACCAACAGAGAGAAGCCGCCGCCGCCGCCGCCGCGGCGGACUACAAUUCCAUGUUGAGCCAUGAUCACCAUCAGUUGGGUGCGAGUUUCCAAGCAUCUUCGUCGUCGUCUUCUAGGGUUUUGGAAACGGCGCCUCAACAACAACAACAACUUAUGGCACCACAGCCGGACGAGGAGCAACCAUUCAAUAUGGACUCCGCCAUAAUUAACUGGUCAUGAUCAUCAAAACUUGUUUAGUACGUACAGAGUACAGGAACCAAGCUAGCUGUAAAGUUCGUUUUAUCCAAAACACAAAACUAACCCACAGUGUAUUUUAUGUCAUCGAUCGUGGUCUCUCUAGUUAGCUACUUUGAAGAAGAUGUAAUAUCAGUAGGGAUUACAUAUGGAUCACGAAAUGAUACGAUAUGUAGUUUGAGUUUAUUUGGGGACACAACUGUGAAAAAAUUGUGUCUUUUUUUUUCUUUCCCGUUCACAACAAUAGUGUUAUGUGUAAUUUCAAUAUUUAUGUUGUCAUCUUUUUGUAAGAGAUCAUUGGUAUUGCAUGAGAAACAGCCAGGUACAAAAAUGUCAGGAGGUCUAAAAUAGCGAAGAAACAAAAUCAAACAACCAUCAAAGAGAAGAGAACAAUGAAAGGAAUUUUCGUGCCACCAAAUGGACAAUCCCUAUUAUAAUGAUGACCAAUAACCUAACCUCCAAUCGCUCAAAACUCCCUCGCAAAUCUUUAAUCUCCUCUAAAACCAUACCUCCUCCAACAUGAGUCCAUUAUUGCUCCUGGAGCCUGUCCACAACCAUCUUAACACUGCUCACAACUACCAUGGACGAGAAUCUCCAAGCUAGGCAUUAACAAAUUGCAUCUAGUACAAAAAGCAACUCCACUAGCUAGGAAAGGAUCAAAGAAGCUAUCAUACAAAGAUUCGAAGAAAAUUCGAGGGCGGUGACAAUUGAGGAGAGUUCAAAUUGGGAGAAUGGAGGCCGAAGUGGGUAGAGAGGAUUGGGAAAUGGGGGAGACAAUGGAUGGGGAGAAAGGGGUAGACAUCUCGAAAGAGGUCGGGAUAGGUACUGAGACAAGUGAAAGGGGGAGACAAUGGGGUUGGUGAAGAAUGAGGGAGGAGAAGGAGGGUCAGGUUCGAUUAAAAAGUUAUCAGUGUGAAGGGAAAAGAUGGAGAAAAAAACAAAAUCAAGUGAUGCCGAGCAAAGGAAAGUGUCAUAAUUGGGACAAGAACUAGGAGAAGGAGAAUCCAAAGGGUCACCUGUCGAGAUUAGGGGGCAAGGGAUGGAAGGAAAGAGCUCGUGGAUUAGGAGAAGGAGAGGAACGAGAAUAGGUGUGAAGGAUAAAGCUGGACCGGGGGAAAGAAAAGAUGAGGUUGGAGAAUGUGUUUAGUUCAUCUUGAUAGAUGUGAAUGGAGAUCGGGAAGAAGGAAGAGAGAUUGCAGGGGAGGGAAGGGGGUAGAAGAGGGCAAGAAAGUGGGACAAUCAAGCCCACCAGGGAAGAGAAACUGAUUCUAGAAGAACUAGGAGCCCAGACAGAGAGACAAAAAAGAGUCCCAGGGAUAGGCUGACUAUAAGAGGCCCAAUUAGAAGUCACAUAAGGACCAACCCAAUCGUGGGCCUCAGACCUAGCUAAAGAAUGAGAGAGAAAUUAUUAAACCUAGUACUAGAAGAGCUAGGUUCUUUAGCCACCCACACAUUUCUUUAGUCGAUGCCCACCAUGGGACGGUUUCUCAACCCUAGAAUAGACAGGGAGCUGAAACGAUGAACCAUUGGGGAGAGGGGCCUCUCCAUGCAAUGAGGCUCAAGAGACUCUGGAGAAAAUUCAACUCAUCGACCUUUUGCCUUCAAUCUCGCCAAUCGGUCAGCUUGCUUGCCGACUAAUGGCAAACUGUGAAAUGGGUCGACAAUCGCUUUCACCAGAAAAAUGUUGUUCCCGAAGCAGAUUGAAAUUUCAUCCAGGAUAGCUAUUGAAGCCUUGAUCCUGAUCCUCACCAUGGGAGAAUUCCAAGAAUAUUUUCAAUCGAUCUCUAGGAAUUUACCGCAAAAUACACCGAUAGCUUUGAA